UUGAAAAGUCAAGAAAACCACCAUAUGAAUGAACCACGUGAACUUGGAAAAUCUUUUAAAAUAAAUAAACAACAAUGAUGAACCAUCACCGAGCAACCGAACUAUGAUCAAGAUGUCUUUGUUGACCCUGCUGGCCGUUCUUCUGCACUUCUAUUCAUGGGCUGCUGCUGCUGAUGUUGACAAUGACAUUGUGUCACAAGAGGUGAUGGAGGGAAACAAUUUCACCAUCUCAACUAAACUCCCUAAACUGGAUACAGACCCUCAAUCUUUGUUUACUCUUGUUAAUGGCACCUCAGAGGUCCCACUCGCACAGUUAACAUGCCAUUUUCUGAAGUGUUUACCCAACUACUGGACAUCUGGAGUUUUGCUGGAAUUCAAUGAGGAGAAUGUGACACUCAUCCUGCUGAAGAUCACCCGCAGUCAGACGGGCCUUUACAAAGUUAGAGACCUAAGCAGCCAACAGCCCAAAGACAAGUGUUUUAAUGUUACUGUAUAUGUGCCACCCCCAGAGCCUCCUCCCUCUUCCAGAUAUACUGAUGCACCGGUCAUAGUUGCAACUAUAGGGUUCAUCGUGAUCGUGGUUGCCAUCAUCAUUGGUGUCAUAUUCUUCAAAUGCAGAAGGGGGACUGAGAUUGCACAGACUCCUCAGCCAGAAAAUGAAAUGAUGAUACAGUGGCACCACUCAGGUCAAGGGUAAAAAAAGCUGGACAGCAUCAGGACCAGAAUCCACCGCAAGUACUUUGCCUGACAUGACCAAAAACAAAAUAGAACCCAUUUAGGGAUGAAAUGAUUACCGGUUUCAUGAUAAAAAUUUCCAACGGUUAGCAUUACCGUGGCGUGUCACUUUUCAGUUGUCAUUAACCUGUACAAGUUUCACGUUUUGAAAAACUAACUGUACAUAUGGUCCAACAUCAAGACAUUACUGGCUCCCUUGGUUUACCUGAGGUGCUGUUCUUGUAGUUUUUUUAUUUAUUGCCAGCACAUAAAAUCUCCUUCAGCACGUGACAGUAAAAGUUGUUCAGGUAACGUAUCGCAUGCUUAUAUUCUAAAUGUGAAUGCAGAGUGCUGGACACCGUAUCUAUCAAUGAUGUGUUCUUUUUAAAGAGUAAAUGGUUCUUUAGGGAACCAAAAUACUUCUUCCGUGGCAUUGCAGUGAAGAACCUUUUGUAGCACCUUUACUUUAAGCACACUUGUACAAUCACGGUCAAAAUAACCAUGUUCUCAACAUUAUUUGAGAACUGAAGACAUUUUAGACAGUUGCUUUAAAGAACAUUCCUACUGCCUUUAUUUUAUUUAAAAUUUAGUUUAAGCCCAUUUUUGUGAAUCUGGGUUUCAUUUCUUUGUGUCCAUAUUUAUUUCUUUGUGUCUGUAUUUAUUUUCGUGUGUUCAUAAAUUUCUGUAUGUUCCUAAUUUUUCUUCUCUUCUCUCCUUUCCUGUAACUUUUCUAGGGUGUCACUUUAAGCUUGUUCUCUAAAGAGGUUUAAGGCAUUAUGUAUACAUUUGUACAAAAGCUAUGGGACAGAAUGCAAUAUGUUUAAAUAAAAUCUUUUUGUCCUGAAAGAACUUAUUUGCAUUAGUAAGGAGUUUGCGAACAUUCACAGAAUAAAUCAGAUUUUUGUUUGGUAAUAAAGGAAAUGAACAGGACAUUAGGGAACUUCAGAACAGAUGCAGUCACCAAGAGAUUUCAGACAUCGAGAAAAAAAUCUCACCCAGAGAUUGGUGCACACAUGACAGGUUGAAAGACAAGGACAAUAAUAAUACAGUCCUCACAAGGGCCACAUGGAACUCUAGGAGAUUGUUAUUAAACCCAACAGUUGCAGCUUAGUUACUAUAUUAGCAAUGUUUCUAAUCGUCAUUUCUGUGAACGUAUCGAGUGUACAUUUCCCUGGGACACCGAUGAAGUCUUGAGUUUGUCUCCUGACUUGAUGUUGUUCCCUUCCAGUUAAAUCAGUGAGAUCAUUGUCAGUAAGUUGUGGUUUAUCUCCUUAUUUACACUUCACUUCUGCUCUAACUCAUCAGUUCCGUGACUUUAGAUGACUUUGUCACUAAACCCCCCUUAAUUGCAUUUUAAAGCUGAAGUGUAAUUUUCUCAAUGUUAAAAUACUUUAAACUAAUUUUCCAUUCCACAAUAAUAUGCAGAAUCCAUCUAUAAGGCCAAACUGCGUAAUGAAUUGACACAUUCCAAUGAAAAUAAAUCGGAGAUGUAAACUACAUGAAUUGAGAAUUUAGAAGCUACAAAUAUUUAUUUCCGUGGAUCAGUUCAUCAGUGAGAAGUUUGAUGCAGCUUGUUUCGUAUGCAUCUAUUGAAAAACAGUGGAAUGGUUAUAAAAUGGUUACACACCAUGGUUCAGAGAAAUCACGCUG
Triplophysa rosa is the source of this 2364-nucleotide messenger RNA. RefSeq lists its product as uncharacterized. The transcript has 5 exons. Bases 104 to 697 code for a protein of 197 amino acids. The record is from RefSeq and is a predicted model, not a curated record. Lineage: Eukaryota; Metazoa; Chordata; Actinopteri; Cypriniformes; Nemacheilidae.